Nylanderia fulva is the source of this 451-nucleotide messenger RNA. Lineage: Eukaryota; Metazoa; Arthropoda; Insecta; Hymenoptera; Formicidae. The record is from RefSeq and is a predicted model, not a curated record.
AUGGUUUGUACAACGUAUGCUACAUUUAAAGAAGGAAUUUUCAUACAUUGGAUUGGCAUGCAACCAUUGAUUAAUCUCUAUAAACCUGAAUUUUUAGAGAUUAUUUUGCCCAGCACUGUAAAUAUCGAGAAAGGCCAACCCUAUGAAAUGCUUCAUUCUUGGUUAGGCAAAGGACUUCUCACUUCUACAGGAAAACAAUGGUUCCAUGAUAGAAAACUCAUAGGACCAACGUUCCAUUUUAGUAUAUUAGAUCAAUUUGCCAUUGUAAUGUCUGAAAAAGCAGAGAUCCUGACAAAAUGUCUCGAAAGGGAAAUAGCAAAGAAUCCAGAAAAAGCUAUCAAUAUUUUUCCAUUACUAACAAUGUUGCUCUCGAUGUUAUAUGUGAAACGGCAAUGGGCGGGGACGUACGUGCUCAAGAAGUUUGAAACCAAAUAUACCAAAACAAUACUAG